Messenger RNA from Anguilla anguilla (European eel), 2173 nucleotides. RefSeq lists its product as uncharacterized. NCBI's taxonomy places the organism in Eukaryota, Metazoa, Chordata, Actinopteri, Anguilliformes, Anguillidae. The coding region runs from base 843 to 1634 and encodes 263 amino acids. The transcript has 6 exons. The record is from RefSeq and is a predicted model, not a curated record.
GCACUCUGGGUUUGCAGUGGUGACUGCGUCAUGCAUGGUUUCUACUGUGCUUAUAUUACUGUGCACCACACCCAGACCCUACAGACAGACAGAUACAGGGACAGAACAGUUAUCAAUAUCAUUAUAAUCAUUUGGGGCUUGAAGUGUAUAUAUAUAUAAGUAUAUAUUCUACUGUGUUUUCAUGGUGGAUAUUUGUGCUUGCCUCGCUUAAUUGCUGCUUGCAGCUAUAUUUUGUGAUUGAAGUGUAUUGAGAAUUGGGUAUGCGCACCAACUAUCUAUUCAUAACUACAAGUCAGGAGAGUGCGAUGGUCCAUUUUUAAUAAAUUACUGGUCAUGCAGUGUCACAAAAUCAAAUGUAUAAUACAUGAUUGUACAUAGUAGUUGUAUACGAAGCACUUGUUUUACAUUGGACAUUUUCAUAAUACAUUCAUUGAUAAGCAGAUUGAAGUUGAUAAGUAGAAAUGUAAAAUAUCUUGGAUGGUUUCAUAGUACAUUUAAGCUCACUGUCUUUUCUAAGUGUGAAGUUUGCAUAUGAAGUCUUUAAUGGUCAUUCUCAGGUCUGUGAUACCGUGAUGACAUCUUUGCACAGACACUGAAAUGUGAACAGGAGCAGUUCAUCAGCCACAGUGCAGCCACUGCAGCCUGUAACUGAAACACACUACCUGUUUGAAGCUUGUGGGCUAAAACAAAAAAAAAAUAUUUCAAACUACAGCAUAGCCUCCCAUUUUAAAAUCACUCACCACACACACACAAACACACACAUACUGACACACACACAUUACAUUCUAACUGCUACUGCGGAAGUUCCACAGAUCACUAGCUCUCUCUCUCUCAGACUGAAAAUGCUUGUCCUGUUGGUGUCCACACUGCUCUUCUCAGUUUCCAGAGCUGAGGAGUCUUUGUCUCUGUUUGUGCGUAAGGGGGGCUCUGUUCGCCUGGAUGUGCAGGGAUAUGAAAAACUCCCGCCUAACACUCUGUCCUGGAGUUUAAAUAGCACCACAAUCAUACUAGAAUACAGUAUUAAGUAUAAAGGUCUGACAUUUUAUAAAGAUUAUAACAUCAGCACUGAAUUUGAUCAAAAGAACUUCAGUCUGCUGCUGAAGAACGUGCAGGAGAGAGACAGUGGGAUCUACACAGCAAAGACAACUGAUGAAGGACAGCCGAGAGAUGUUGCUUCCUACAGGCUCACAGUUCAAGUGGCCCCGCCCACACCCGAGGUGGGAGUGGCUUUACUCUCCUCUGCUGGAGGGUUCUGUAAGGUGUCAGUGAACUGCUCUGCUAAAGACACCUGGGCCAGCUACACCUGUGACCACGCCCACUGCACACAGGUAGCAAAUACAACCUCGCCGACAGGAGUCAACAUCAUCGUCAUGGCAACUAACAGGACCAUCCACUGCAGCAGCAGUAACCGGGUCGACAUAAAGACGCGAUCAGAAUCCAUAAAGGACUUCUGUGCUCCAGUAACACCAUCUCCUGGCCUCUCACCGUGUGCGCUAAUGUCAGUGCUGUUCUCCCUGGGUCUGGUUGCCAUGGUUUCGGCUGUCAUCGCAGUUAAUGCCAGAGAGAGGUGCUGCAGAGAUCAAUCAGGACUGAAGGAUAAAUCUGUCAGAGGGGAGGAGAGAAUUAAUAUCUGAAAUAACUGUGUGUGUGCAUGUGUGUGUGUAUGUGCAUGUGUAUGUGUAUGUAAGUGUGCGUGCUUGCAUGUGUGAGUGUGUGUGUGUGUGUGUUUUGCGUACGUGUGCGUGUGCGUAUGUGUGCAUGCGUGUGUGCGUGUGUGUUUGUAUCAAAAAACUACAAGCUCAUGAAUGCAUAUAGCUAAAACAAGCAAUCCUAGCAAUGCAGUGCAGUACAUAUUUAAAAUAUUUCACCGGCACCACCCCAACCUUUGGGAGGCAAAACACAAGCACACAGUCAUAUUGGGGGUGAACUGAUAAUUAACUAGUUUGUUCAAGCUUUGCUGUGAUUCAUUGCAAUGCUUUUUAAGCUAUGAUGUGAUCUUAACUGUAUAUUUUAAGUUUUUUGUUUCAAACUUCUAUGUUUUUUAUAUUUGUGAGCUAAAUUGUUCAUGUGCUUUUGGAUUUUUAUGUGUUUUUGGAUUAUGAGCUUUUCAUCCACUCGAGCCAAAGAUGAUUUUCCAUCUGAUGAAAAAUAAAGUUUUCUGAAUCGAAAGUAA